AUGGCUGAAGGAGUUGGUCUCUCCUUCUUGGGGAAAGCUCUGGGGGGAAUUGGAGAGUACUUGGUUGCUCCGAUCGGCAGACAGUUUGGUUAUCUGUUUUGCUUCAACACCAACAUUCAAAAUCUUGAGACUCAAUUGGACAGCCUAAAAGUGACAAGAGAAGGGGUUCAACUAGGGGUGGAUGAAACACGCAACAAUGUCAGAACCGUUGGACCUCAUCUUGAGGCAUGGCUGACUAAAGCAAAUGACAACAAAGCAGAGGCAGAGACAAUUAUUAAAGACAAGGCCCAAGUUCAAAAGGGGUGUUUCAAUGGGUGGUGUCCAAAUCUCAAGUUGCGUUACUCACUGGGCAGGAAAGCUGUGAAAAAAACACAGGAACUUGCUCUUCUCCAUGCUGAGGGUAGCAACUACAUUCAGUCGUCCUACAAUCCACCACCACCAAGCAUAGAACCUAUGCCUACAACAACAAAAUUCCAGGGGUUUGAUUCUCGAAUUCUGGUCAUGAACGAGAUCAUUGAGGCUUUGAAAGAUGAUGGGAUCCACUUGAUUGGGAUAUGCGGGAUGGGCGGAAUGGGCAAGACAACAAUGGCAAAAGAAGUUGCAAACAGAACCAAAUUGAAGAAAAACAUUAUCAACUAA
Molecule: messenger RNA, 639 nt
Organism: Camellia sinensis
Lineage: Eukaryota; Viridiplantae; Streptophyta; Magnoliopsida; Ericales; Theaceae
Source: RefSeq, a predicted model, not a curated record